CUUUCUUAAGGUAUUUUAGGUUCACCUAGAGGAUAAUUUAAUUCCAAAUACAACGCAUUUUGAUUCGUUUCGAUAUGACGUUUACUUUUUUUCCUAUCUUGCCCGCCAAUUUGAAAAAACCAUAAAAAUGGAAAUCCGAGAAAUCGCGUAUCAAAGUUUUCGUUCACAAAAAUCGUAAAUUUCUUGAACUUACCCUAUUAAUAUGCUAAUCAGCGAUUCAUAAUAGUUUUAUCUCCACAGACCUUCUAUAGACAGUUAAGCUGUCUCGAAGGACUGUUAGUCCCUUUUCAUUAUAAUAUACAUAAUAGUUGAAGGGGUGGAGCAAGCGGGCUGCAGGCGGUCCGGCCUCUAGUAUACCUGUUUGACGCUUGCUCACUAUUUCGUCUGAAAUAAUCCGAAUUUUGUUCUGAAAUUUUGGAGACAUAUUCUUGGAUAGUUUAUAAGUGAUUUACGCAAAAAAGAAAUCGAUUUUUUGAAGCCUCUAAAGCAGGCUUCCCCCUUAAGCCGUAUCAACUCUCUUCAACAAAUUAUUUGAAACCGCUAGGAAGACUUAUUCGAAGGAAAAUGUAAGAUAUGAGAUCUAACAAUCUAGCUUUUUUGUAGAGCUCAACAACCAGUAAUACUAAUAACACAUCGGUGGGUAAGUAACGGACGGACGGCAGGUGGAAAUACUGUACAUUAUACGAAAAGCACAACAGAGAAAAGCUGUACGUAAACAGAAAAGCUCCACCAAAAGCGCUGUCAGCAAUAGUGAGCGAAAAUUUAACAUACAUUUUAACAUGAGUUGAGAUUAAAAUUAAAUUCAUUUGAAUCACAAACACAUAUAAAUAUAUGUAGUAAUGCUACUUUGUUUUGUGAGAUUACGAAAUAACCAGUGAAAAGCAAUUGCGAAAAACUGUUAUACGCACAACAACACCACUGCAAGUACGAGCUCUGAGCGUAUAGGGGGACAGGGUCAGGUGGUUAUCUUUCAGCUGGCAGGUGGUUGGCGUUCGGCUGAUGAUAUGGAGAAGACAGAAGAAAGCUUUAGCGCAAAAAUUAAUAAUUUUUGCCGACCUGAGUAUGCUUCAUGCCCGGGUACAAUUCAAUCGUGAGUGUUCUCUCGACGCGGUUAGUGCUGAAGUUAGCGGGUCAACAGCGGAGUGUAUAUAAUAAUUAUAAAAAAUAUAUAUACAAACUUUGAACGCUGAAACAUACUGUUACGUUGGAAUGUAAAGUGAAGGCAUUUUUUUUGGAAAUAUUUGUAUUAAAUUAAAUAAAUAAUAGACAGUGUAGUUUUGUGCAUAAACACAAUAUUGUUUGGGAUUAACAAAACGCAGAAAGUGUAAUAAACAACAGUUAUCAAUUAUAUUUGAAUGAAAUGUUCAUAGACUAUAUUUUAAUUAAAAAUAUUUACAAUUUGGCAGUGAAAUUGUGUCGAGUUUGAAAUAGUUGAAAAAAUAAUAAACCUUGCAUAAAAAUUGAAGUUUUAAACAAAUAAAAAAACAACAAAUUUGACAAUUUUCUAGCGUGUUUGCAACAAUUAUAGUGGCUGCUAAAAAUCUGUGGAACGCUUAAAGACUUUUGAUUGAUUGCCGAGUGUCGAGUGCCAAGCUGAACUACAAGUGAACUACACACACAAACUGCUGAGACAACAGCGGCAAUUGCUCUGUGUGUUUUUGUGGAAGUAACAAAGAAGAAAAAACCGUUACAAAGUUUGCUGCUGGACAAGCAGAGUGGAGUACGCCGCGGGCAGAGUGAGCCAGUUUGUGUGUAUGUGAGCGCGCGCGUGUUUGACAUGGCAAGGGCGAGUGAGCGCGCAGUGGUAGCACAAAUAAAUAAGUAAACAAAGAAAAACGAAAAUACAAAAACAAACACAAGCGCGCGAUAUUUCUCGAAUAAAACUAGGACAAAGGCGGAUUAGUUAGUUAGCUGUGCAAACUGCAGCAAAGCAAGACAAACGCGUGUAAGCACUGAGCGCAGCCUGUACCAACUAAGCUUAGUGGCUUGCCUUUGUGCCAUUCGGUGUUGUGCCGCAUGUCAACUCAGCUUAACGUAGUACGUGAGUUGCAACAGUAGACGCUGGCAGCAGCGCGCUGAACUCGUUACAGUUUUAAAACGCACAUUUUACGACUUUACCACCAGCUGUUUGGUUAGCGCUCAACACAUUUGACAGUUGCAACAGUUGCAGCUAAGCAGCAAAAACGGCCGUUACGCGCGUGAUCUAAGCCAAGCCAAGCAAAGCAAACACUGCCACCUCCCCAAAAGAAAAACACGUGCGCAAAUUGAAAAAUAAAGCAGGCAUUAGCGAAAUAACGGUAAACAACACGGCGGGUGUGAAAACGCCCAGUUGAAAGUCAGCAGUUCAAAAGCGCAAAAGUCACAGUGAAAGCGCAAUCACCGCGCACGCUAAACCAACAAGCGUUUUCCAAUUGCAGCUGCUGCGAAGGGACUGAAGCGCGCGCCUGUUGAAGGGCGAAUCAGUGACGCGUACGAACGCGCUUCAUACAAUCGCACCACUGCAGCGCUUGGCACACGCUCAAUUGCCGCGCGUUGUGACGCACUGAAGUGGGAAUUGCAGCGCGGCGCGGCGGUGAUUGUGGGUACAGAGCGCGCGCAUUUGCGCCGAGGCAAUCGUGUGUGAGCGCUUGACCUGUUAGGGCUGUUGAACAGCUGAACUGUGUGGUGCUGUGUAGUGACGUCAUUUGCAAUUUGCUAGCGAUAGCUGUGCAAACACCGCAGGGUUAAGCAACGGCCUAGUUUCAGUUGUGCGCCGGGUCGUAAUAUAUACGCGCGUCGUUUCGGUUCGUCAUUCGUAAUACACGAGCGAGUGCAUGUGUGUGUAUAAGCGCGCGCCUUUUUAAACAAACACAAACAGUAAGCCCGGUCAGACGGUAAGCCGCGCCAAUUGAGCCAGGCGGCAGUCAGUCGUCAAUCAGCUGUGUGCACACCGAGUAGUAUAACAGCCAGCGCCAGCCGAGCCAGUGUUAAUAAGGUGUACGUGUACGCUACAUUAAACCGUUACGUUCGUUACAUUAGCCACUUCCGCACUCACCUGUAGUUAGUAUGGCUCACACAACGUCCUUGUCGUUAGCGUCGUCGUCGUCCGCGUCCGCGUCCGCGUCUUCGCGUCAAUACAGUGUCGCAACGUCGCCCAGGUUGUGUGGCGGUGAUAUCGGUCGUGGUCUAUUCGCCAUUGUGGUGCUGCUGUUGCGUAUGUCCUCCGUGUAUGGCGUCAUCGAUCGCUUGGUGGUGCAGACAUCGAGCGGUCCGGUGCGCGGUCGCUCCGUCACCGUGCAGGGUCGGGAGGUGCACGUGUACACAGGCAUACCGUAUGCCAAGCCACCAUUAGAUGAUUUACGAUUUCGCAAACCGGUGCCAGCGGAACCCUGGCACGGUGUGUUGGAUGCAACGCGACUGCCGGCAACCUGUGUGCAAGAAAGAUAUGAAUAUUUUCCCGGUUUCUCCGGCGAAGAGAUAUGGAAUCCUAAUACAAAUGUCUCCGAAGAUUGCCUGUACAUAAACGUUUGGGCGCCAGCGAAAGCGCGUUUGCGGCAUGGACGUGGCGCCAAUGGCGGUGAGCACUCCAAUAAAGCCGACACUGAUCAUUUGAUACACAACGGAAAUCCGCAGAACACCACAAAUGGCUUACCCGUGCUCAUUUGGAUUUACGGUGGUGGCUUCAUGACCGGCACUGCCACAUUGGAUAUAUACAAUGCGGACAUUAUGUCCGCCGUGGGUAAUGUCAUUGUGGCAUCGUUUCAAUAUCGUGUGGGCGCUUUUGGUUUCCUGCAUCUGUCGCCCGCCAUGCCCGGCUAUGAGGAGGAGGCACCCGGCAAUGUGGGGUUGUGGGAUCAGGCAUUGGCUAUACGUUGGCUAAAAACGAAUGCUCACGCUUUUGGCGGUAAUCCCGAGUGGAUGACACUUUUCGGUGAAUCGGCUGGUUCGAGUUCGGUGAAUGCGCAACUUGUGUCGCCGGUGACGGCGGGUUUGGUGAAGCGUGGCAUGAUGCAAUCGGGCACAAUGAAUGCGCCCUGGAGUCAUAUGACGUCCGAGAAGGCCGUAGAGAUUGGCAAAGCGUUAAUCAACGACUGCAAUUGUAAUGCGUCACUGUUGGCGGAAAAUCCACAAGCUGUGAUGGCCUGCAUGCGUGCCGUCGACGCCAAGACGAUUUCGGUACAACAAUGGAACUCCUACUCGGGCAUUUUAAGUUUUCCAUCUGCGCCGACUAUUGAUGGCGCAUUUUUGCCAGAUCAUCCCAUGAAAAUGAUGGAAACAGCUGAUUUACGUGGCUACGAUAUACUGAUGGGAAAUGUCAGAGACGAAGGCACAUACUUUCUGCUUUACGAUUUUAUCGAUUAUUUCGACAAGGAUGAGGCGACUUCAUUGCCGCGUGAUAAAUAUUUGGAAAUUAUGAAUAACAUUUUUGGCAAAGUAACACAAGCGGAACGCGAAGCAAUCAUUUUUCGGCACACCAGCUGGGUUGGCAAUCCCGGCUUGGAGAAUCAACAGCAGAUUGGACGCGCAGUUGGCGAUCACUUCUUCACCUGCCCGACUAAUGAGUAUGCCCAAGCAUUAGCCGAACGGGGAGCUUCCGUGCACUACUACUACUUUACACAUCGCACCAGUACCUCACUGUGGGGCGAGUGGAUGGGCGUACUGCAUGGCGAUGAGAUCGAGUACUUCUUCGGUCAGCCAUUGAAUACAUCGUUACAGUAUCGACAAGUCGAACGAGAGCUGGGCAAGCGUAUGCUGAAUGCCGUUAUUGAAUUUGCUAAAUCUGGCAAUCCCGCCACAGAAGGCGAAGAAUGGCCAAAUUUUACAAAGAAAGAUCCCGUGUAUUAUGUCUUUUCAACCGACGACAAAGAGGAGAAGCUGCAACGCGGCCCACUGGAAGGACGUUGCGCAUUCUGGAAUGAAUAUUUGCGCGAAGUCCGAAAAUGGGGAUUGGCCAUACAGAAGGUGGUACAAGUGCUGGAGUUUCUGUUUAUUUACCUGAAAACUUGGCUAAUCAGCGGCUAAAUAUCAGCAACGUGAGUGGCAUGCAAAUGAAGAGCUGAGAGCAGAGCGACCGAGGUGUGUUUAUGGAAAGGCUGGUAGAGCGGCGUGCAGGCGGGCGACGGCUUGAGUAGAGUGUUUGCAAUUAUGCCCCCGAGUACAGCAACUUGUCAGAGUAAAUACUGUCACCUAGGGAUUGGACAAGCAUGAAAUAUACAUAAACAAAUGGCUGAUAACUUGCACAGUGAGAGAAUAACAAAUUAAAAUAAGAUAGAGUAAACAGCUUAUGUGCGCAAUCACGAAUUUAAUUCAACCACAAAAGAGACAAAAGAGACUUCAGUCAAGUGUAAAGACAGAGUAAAUAAAACGGCAGGCAAAGUAUGAGUAUACAGUAAACAAAAUAUAAAUAUAAACAAAAAGUAGUUAUGCAUGGAGGUAAAUAAAUAAAACCCAGUUAAACCCAUAAGUAUUGUUUAAUAUUAAGGACAAAGUAUUUUCGCAAACUUCCAAGCACCGGCCAUGACUUUAAGUCGAAGCCAAAGAUUCAAUUACGCACGCAAUAAACAAAAUUGAGCUC
Molecule: messenger RNA, 5554 nt
Organism: Zeugodacus cucurbitae (melon fly)
Lineage: Eukaryota; Metazoa; Arthropoda; Insecta; Diptera; Tephritidae
Product: acetylcholinesterase
Exons: 11
Coding region: 3046-5001 (651 amino acids)
Biological process (GO): acetylcholine catabolic process in synaptic cleft; choline metabolic process
Cellular component (GO): plasma membrane
Molecular function (GO): acetylcholinesterase activity
Source: RefSeq, a predicted model, not a curated record